UAUAUCGCUAUAGCAGAACAGUAGGGUCCGAUAGAUAACAAUGUUUAGAGAAUUUUGGGUAAAUAUGUGAUGAUUUUAAACGACGCACAACAAACGAGCAACUAAACGAGCGGAAAACCGAGAGGUCAGCGCCAGGCGGCCCCAGGAGAGGUCGCGCGGAGGACCACGUCAACGCUUCGCGCUUUUAGAACCCAGAAGCCAGAAUCCCCAAAAAAAAACAAAAAACACACCCACCCGCACACACACAGAAUGUAUUGCCUACAAUGCCUGUUACCCGUAUUACUGAUACCGAAGCCCACGAAUCCGGCCCUAAUGGAGACCCACGUGAUGUUCAUAGUACUCUACCUGGUGGGGUUCUUCCUGGAGCGAAAGCCCUGCACCAUCUGCAGCCUGGUGUUCCUCACAGCCAUCUCACUGAUAUGCUACAGUGGCGUCGGCAACUGCAUCUUCUGGGGCAAUUGCGAGGGACAUCAGUGUGAGAAUGGCUAGAAGAUCAUCUCCUUAGUAUCCCCAUAAAAAAGAACACCCCCCGUAGUCAUAGUCAACGAAGAUAUGAAGAAGUGCUAAUAAUAAUAGCAACCUUAUUAUGGAAUUACGUUCGCGUUGUUACAGCUUUACAUCCUAGAGAACUAAAAAAAAUGAAAUAUGGGAAAAAUUGGAAGAGCCUGCAGAGAGAAAGGAUAUAAGGAUAACUUGACUAAAUCGGUGAAAUCAGUGAUACAAGUGAUGAGUGAGUCCGACCAGGAACAAAGAUUGUAUGUUUAGAUCCAUUAUAUUAUUUCCAGCUCCGUAUUUGUUUCCUUCAUAAUGCUUUUGGUUAUGAAAUGUAAUUGUGUAUUCAAGCGUGUGUGUUUUGUUUUUAAGGCUUAGACGAAUUUAGUUUUAACGAGAUAAAGCGCUACGAAACCGUAUUGUACAUCACCCACCCAAAAACCCCUACCCUUAAAAUCAAAAAAUAACCCCCAUCUUAUCCAACUGUCAAUGCAACUUACGAUUUAGUCAUAAUAUAUAUUAUACAACAUGUAAUUGUAAAGAAAAUUAAGGAAAACAAAAAUCACUGCGCAUCCUUGCUGAGCCAACGGAUGCUGCUGACAUCGGUUGUUUUUACCCUGUCUUGAGCACGUGCAAAAUCUGUAUAUACAGCAUAUAACUUACACUGAUCAAAAUAUAUAUUGUAUACAUCAACUGUAAACGAGAGACAAGCACAAAAUGUAAAAACGAGGAAAUGCGGGAGAUUAAAACAUAUACAAAUAAUAUUGUUCGAUUUUUGCGAAUUUGUAUGAUUUGAGCGGUAUCCAAAAAAAAGGAAAAGAGUGGAGACGUAUUGAAAUAAAAUUAAUUGAUGCUAAU
Messenger RNA from Drosophila suzukii, 1350 nucleotides. RefSeq names its product BLCAP apoptosis inducing factor bc10 (gene bc10). The record is from RefSeq and is a predicted model, not a curated record. Lineage: Eukaryota; Metazoa; Arthropoda; Insecta; Diptera; Drosophilidae.